CAUGGCAGAGAAGUCAAUGGUAUAUUUGCAGAAACCACAACGAGGCGUUAUUUAUCACGUCCCAUCUUAUUGUAGUGAAAUUAUCAUCUUAUCUUGUAGUCACAACUGAGAGGCACACUGCAAAUUUGCUCAAUCAGUCUUAAAUAAUCGACGAACAUGUCCGCGAGUAAAACCUACGUGCGUCCGGCCGAUUUUGUAGAUCCCGGAAAGCCCUCGAAGUGCACAUGGCAUCUGGGUACCAAGGAGCAGACGCCGCACACGCAACGUGGCAUUGCGCACCGCCAAAAGAUUACUCCAGACAUCCUGUCAGUGAUUGGAUGCACUCCCCUGGUCAGGCUGAAUUCCAUACCAGCCAAGGAGGGCAUUCAAUGUGAGAUGUAUGCCAAGUGCGAGUUCUUGAAUCCGGGCGGUUCAGUGAAGGAUCGGAUUGGCUAUCGCAUGGUUCAGGAUGCGGAGGAGAAAGGUCUGCUGAAGCCAGGAUUUACCAUCAUAGAGCCGACGUCUGGCAACACAGGCAUUGGCCUGGCAAUGGCCUGCGCGGUUAAGGGCUACAAAUGCAUCAUUGUAAUGCCCGAAAAGAUGUCCAAUGAGAAGGUGUAUGCGCUGCGUGCGUUGGGUGCCAAAAUAAUUCGUACGCCCACAGAGGCUGCCUACGAUUCGCCGGAGGGUCUCAUCUAUGUGGCCCAGCAGCUGCAGCGCGAGACGCCCAAUUCGAUUGUGCUGGAUCAGUAUCGGAAUGCAGGCAAUCCGUUGGCGCACUAUGACGGCACCGCCGCGGAGAUACUCUGGCAACUGGAUAAUAAGGUGGACAUGAUUGUGGCCACAGCCGGUACAGCCGGCACUAUUAGCGGUCUUGGGCGCAAAAUCAAGGAGCAGGCUCCGAAUUGCCGUAUUGUCGGCGUUGAUCCAUAUGGGUCGGUGUUGGCCCGCCCCGCCGAGCUGAACAAGUCUGAUGUAAAGUUCUAUGAGGUGGAAGGCAUUGGCUAUGAUUUUCCACCCACUGUCUUUGAUGGCAAUGUGAUCGAUGUGUGGUCGAAGAUCUACGAUAUCGACUGCUUUCCCAUGAGUCGUCGCCUCAAUGCCGAGGAGGGCCUGCUCUGCGGCGGCUCCAGCGGUGGCGCCAUGUACGUAGCUCUGCAGCAAGCACGCAGCCUGAAGCCCGGCCAGCGUUGUGUGGUUAUCUUGCCCGACGGCAUUCGUAACUAUAUGACCAAGUUCGUGUCCGACAAUUGGAUGGAGGCGCGCGAAUUCAAGCAGCCGGUGAAUGAGCAUGGUCACUGGUGGUGGAAUGUGCCCAUAUCGCAUCUAAAGCUGCCAGCUCCAGUCGCCCUGCUCAAGUCCGACGCAAGUUUUGCCGAUGCCAUUGCCUUGAUGAAGCAGCACCAUGUGGAACAGCUGGCCAUGAUCGAUCAGAAUGAUGGCAGUGUACUGGGCGUUGUCACCCAGGAAACGCUCAUGAGCCAAAUUGUCAGUAUGAAUUGCAAGCUAAAUGUCCCCGUGGUCAAAGCCGUCAACAAACGAGCCAUUCGUCUGCCGGAGAAUGAGAAACUUGGCAAGCUGGCACGCAUUUUGGAGAUUGAUCCUAGUGUGCUAAUUGUGAAAAAGAGCAGCGAAGCCAAGGACACGAUCUUGGCACUGGCCACCAAACUGGAUGUCACCUCAUUUAUAGCAUCUGGCGAUGGCGCCAAGCAAAACGGUAGUGGAAGCGGCGAUUAUUAGAGGCUAUCAUUAAAAUCGUCUCUCUUAAUUUUGCGUGACUGAAUAUUCUUAAAGCGUAACAACAGCGUGCAUUUCUGAUUUUAUAUUUUUGCUACUAAAUUAUGAGAUAUACUCAAUUUUUACAAA
Drosophila grimshawi is the source of this 1845-nucleotide messenger RNA. RefSeq names its product cystathionine beta-synthase. Gene Ontology annotation, cellular component: cytoplasm. The record is from RefSeq and is a predicted model, not a curated record. Gene Ontology annotation, molecular function: cysteine synthase activity; cystathionine beta-synthase activity. The coding region runs from base 157 to 1719 and encodes 520 amino acids. The transcript has 4 exons. NCBI's taxonomy places the organism in Eukaryota, Metazoa, Arthropoda, Insecta, Diptera, Drosophilidae.